Solea senegalensis (Senegalese sole) is the source of this 1321-nucleotide messenger RNA. Its product is annotated as trace amine-associated receptor 13c-like. The coding region runs from base 1 to 1011 and encodes 336 amino acids. NCBI's taxonomy places the organism in Eukaryota, Metazoa, Chordata, Actinopteri, Pleuronectiformes, Soleidae. Gene Ontology annotation, cellular component: membrane. The record is from RefSeq and is a predicted model, not a curated record. Gene Ontology annotation, biological process: G protein-coupled receptor signaling pathway. Gene Ontology annotation, molecular function: trace-amine receptor activity. The transcript is spliced from 3 exons.
AUGGGAUUGAUUAAAGAAGAGGAGGACACUGCUCUUACUCUGGUGAUGGAGAACAGUGAACUCUGUUUCCCACAUCUCCUCAACGCCUCCUGCAGGAGGCCAAAACAUACUCAUUUUGAGGCUAUUUUUAUUUACGUCCUGGCAUCCUUUAUUUCUCUGCUCACUGUGUUUCUCAACCUGAUGGUCAUCAUCUCCAUCUCCCACUUCAGGCAGCUCCAAUCUCCCACCAACACCCUCCUCCUCUCUCUGGCUGUCUCAGAUUUCCUCGUUGGUUUCCUCAUGUGCUUUCACAUUAUGUUCAUAGACGGCUGCUGGCUGCUCGGAGACGGUGUGUGUGUUAUGUAUCAGAAUUUGGCAUAUAUCAUCACUUCCUCUUCAGUAGGAACCAUGGUGCUCAUAUCUGUUGACCGCUAUGUGGCUAUUUGUGAUCCUAUGUUUUACUCCACAAAAAUCACAAUGAAAAGAGUUAAGAUCUGCAUUGUUUUGAGUUGGUUUUGCUCUUCAUCCUUCCAAGGUCUAAACCUAAGUGAUAACCUGAAACAUCCAGGCAGGUAUAACACUUGCAUUGGAGAGUGCAUUGUUGUCAUUAACUACAUUGUUGGACUUGCAGAUCUUAUUUUAACCUUCAUUGUUCCCAUUACUGUUAUUAUUGUGUUGUAUACAAGAGUCUUUGUGGUGGCUGUGUCUCACGCUCGUGCCAUGCGGUCCCAGAUUGCAGCCGUCACACAUGGCUCUGCUAAAAGGUCAGAGAUUAAAGCGGCCGGUACUCUUGGAGUCGUUAUAGUUGUCUUUCUGUUAUGUAUCUGCCCUUAUUACUGUGUCGCUCUUGUGGGUGAAAACACUGUGCUCACUGCUUCAUCUGUUGUCUUUGUAGUAUCUUUGUUUUAUCUUAACUCCUGUUUGAACCCUAUGAUCUAUGCCUUCUUUUACCCCUGGUUUAGAAAAUCUGUUAAACUCAUUGUUACACUGAAGCUACUGCAGAGAGACUCCCGUGAGGCCAACAUGCUGUAGAAAGGAGCCUGACAAUGACUAUGAGGAGCCUGACUAUGAACUGCAAAGUGACAUGUAUUUGAAUGUUUUACUUAGAACGUUUAGUUAAAUAAUUUAGAUUGUUACAUUUAACAUGCUCCUCUAUAAUACACAGCAAAUAUUAGGCUCAUGUUGUAUAUAUUGUUGUCACUCACUAUCUGUACUGUUUUUCAUUACCUUCAUAUUUAAUAUUUUGUUCACUGUAUAUUAUGUGCUUUAUGUUGUUUGCUGUAUAUUCAUUGGUAUUAAAGGUGACAUAGAAUGCUUGUUUCUCACAUAUAUGUUAGUUAUG